This is a messenger RNA of Paramecium sonneborni, 2761 nucleotides long. The record is from the annotation of a GenBank genome assembly. NCBI's taxonomy places the organism in Eukaryota, Ciliophora, Oligohymenophorea, Peniculida, Parameciidae.
AUGAAUUAUCCAAAAUAUUUAGGUGACACGUUUAAGUUUGAUUUUUUCUAAAAGCCACCACUUAUGAAAUAUGCCAUUAAACAUCAGGUUAAAAUAUUAUGAUUUUAGUUAGCCACUAGUUGCGGUUAUAAUUUAGAGAAUUCUGAAUAUUGUCCAUGUUGUGGUCUGAAUGUCUCAAAGAUUUCUUUGCCAUUAUCAAUAAAAAUCUUAGAUCUAGCUUUCUUGGGAUAGGGAGUUCCAUUAUUCUUUAAUUAAAUGAUUUUCAUAAUCCUAAUGUACAUAUUUAUGAUGUUUUGCUUCAUGCUUCCAAACUUGAUCUUUAAUUACUUAGGUAAUGAUUGUAUUUCAGAGAAUAACUAUGCUUAUUAAUUAUGGUAAUAAAAGGGUUGUUUAGAGAAUUGUCCAUUAGAACAUGAGGAUUUCAAAGAAUUUACUAAUAUUUUUACAGAUUGUUAAUAAAUUUGUCAUCAUUAUACAAACAUUUGUAUACGUUCUUAAAUGUCUUAAUUGUCAUUUAUUAAUAAACAAACAAAAUAUUAAUAAAAAAUAAUUCAAUCCUCAUUACUUUUAUGUUCAGUAAUCAUUAUGAAAAUAAUUAUGGUUUUGAUUAGAGAAAAAUAGAAGAGAGUAGAAUUUGCAAUAGAUACAGAAUUAUUAUCGCCUUCUGAUUUUACAGCUAUUUUGAAUCAUUUACCUAAAAAUAAUUAUGAUGAGAAAGAAUUGAAACAUGCUUUAGAAUAGUAUUGUUAAGAAUUUGAUCCAAAAAAUUAAUAUGAAGUUGUUAAAAUUAAUAUAGCUUAUGAUAUAUCAUAAUUUAUAGAUUAAGGAAGAUAAAAAAUUGAAUUAGAAAAACAAUUAGAAAAAAGCACAACAAAAAAUAAAUAAUUUGUUAAAUUAAAUAAAUAUCAUAACUUUAAUAGAUAAUUGAAUAUGAAAUUGAAAAUGGUUGUUACAGAUAAACAACUCCUAUAGCUUUCAUAACAUUUUAGACUAAAAAGCGUAUACUAAAAUUUAUUUAUGAUAUAGAAUUACAAAAUCUAUUAGAGUAGACAAAAUUAUCAUAUUGGGAAGUAUUAAUGAUUGCAAUAAAGUCUCUUCUAAAUAAGAAAGAUAGCAAGGGAUUCUAUUUUAAAGGACAAUUGAUCUAAAUCAACAGAGCUCCUGAACCAGAUGAUGUAUUUUGGGAAAAUUGUGGUAUCGAUUAAAAUACUUAAUUCAAAAGAAAAAUUCUAAGUUGGUUUGUAAUAUUAUUUUUACUCGGUUUAUCUCUUUGUACUUUAUAUGGUUUAAAUGUCUUUUAAGUAACUAUUUCUAUUAAACAUAGAAUAGUUUCUUAUUGUCAAACAAUAACUAAUUUUUUAUAACAACGAUGGUAUCAUUUUCAAAAUCCUUAAUCAUAACAAUAGUGGAUAGUUUUAUAUAUUAUUUUAUAACUUUAUUGGCUAAUUUGGAAAGACAUGGUACAAAGACUUAAUUAGAUACAUCAAUAGCAUAAAAGUUAAGUUAUGUUCAAUUUGUAAACUCAUGUUUACUUUUAAUAAUAAUAAACAUAAUAGGAACUUACAAUUCAUUAUUAAAAUAUCAUCCAAAUUAAUUAAGUAAUCUUGCAAUUUAAUAAUAAGGAGGUAUUGCUGAUGAUAUAGUGUAUGUUUCAGGAACAAACGCAAUUCUAAUAACUUUAUCUUUAUAUUUCAAUCCUAUUUAUUUAAUUCAGAAAAUAAGAUAAUUAAGAAUAGAGAAAAAUUAAGAUAUUAAUUAAUUUUAAGCAAAUAAAUUAUUUGAAGGUCCAUAAGUUCAAUUUUAUGAUCAAUAUUCUUAUUUAUGUAAAACUACAUGGCUUUCAUUUUUUUUUGCUCCACUUAUCCCAUUAUCUGUUCUUUUUGGAUUUGUAGGAUUGAUGAGUUAUUAUUGGAUUUAAAAGUAUUUAUUAUUAAGAAGAAAUUCUAAGCCUCCUUUUUAAAGUAGUCAUCUUGAUACAGAAAUGCUUUAUUUAAUGGAUUUAAGUCCAAUUCUAUUUGCGACAAUGUAAUUUUGCCUUGAUUUUAUUUUUAAUUCUGGAAAAAUAUGUUAAACUAUAAAUUUAACAUCCCUUGCUCUAUCUGGAUUGGAAAUCAUAUUACCUUCAUAUAGAAUACAUAGAAUGUUGUUUAAGGAUUUGAAUGAAGAAGAAGAUUCUAUUAGAUAUGAAGAUGUUUAUUUAAAAUUGCCAACUGAUUAUGAUAGAACCAAUCCACUAACAUAAUAAAAUGCACUUUCUGAGUUUGUUAAAAAUAAAAUGAAAAAAUAAUCAUCUCCUUUAAAAAUAUAAUUGUCUUCAAAUCUAGGGAAUUAAAGAUCAAGAAAAAAUAAGGCUUUAUAAGAUUUGAUCUACAAAGGAGUUUGUGAACCUAAAAAAAUUAGAAUGAGAAUAUUGAAAUAAAAAUUAAAAUUGGUUUUAAAAAUGAGAAAAUUUAUAAGACCAUCUAUUUUAGAAGGAAAAUAAAUAGAAAUUAAAUUAGAUUGUCUAGAAAAAGUGGAAUCUUUAAGAUCAAGUGAUUUAAAUUCACCAACAUAUUUAAAAGCUCCAGAUUAUAAUUUCUAUUAAUUUGUUCACAUUAAACCUUAAUAAAAAACUAUAUUAAGGAGAGGUGAAACUUUAGAAGUCAAUUCAAUAUCAUCUUAAAAUUAAAGUGCAUAUUUGAAUACUCCACAAUAUUACUUUGGUUCUAAGAGAAAUUCUGAUUAUGCUUAAAUUUAAAGCAAUAAAUUAUCAUAAACUUGA